UGGAUGCGGGUUCAGAGCCAAAUCCGGGGUUUGGGUUGACUAAGUGGGUGCCGAGCCUUCACCUCAGUCUGACUCCGUCCUGCACCAUGCGCUGGCCGCUUCUCCGACACGUCUACCGCAGCCUCAGCCCCUGGGACUGGAGGUUGGCCGGCCCCGCCGCCCGCCACUUCUCGGCCACUGGCUGCAGGAGCACCAAGGAGCUGCACGGGGCAGUCACCAGAAACAUAAUUCAACGAUCGAAAGACACAAUUAGGAGCUUGCAAAAAGAGAACACCGCCUUCAAGCCUAUACUGGCUGUAAUUCAAGCAGACACAGAUGAUGUAACGUUGCAGUCAACCAGAAACUUUGCAGAGGAGCUUGGAGUGGAUGUCCGUCUCGUACAUGUACCAAAGGAGAGCAGUGAUGAAGAGAUUAUUGAUGAAAUCCAGAAACUUAAUGAAGACCCGAAAGUGCGUGGGCUGGUUCUACAUUUGGCCAAACCCAGCAUCCAAGUGGUUAAUGCAGUGCAACCGGACAAAGAUGUGGAUGGUGUCACUGAUGUUAACCUGGGAAAGAUGGUCCGAGGCAGCGCCCAGGAUGGCUUCAUCUCCCCCACUGCCUCUGGCAUCAUUGAGCUCAUAGAACAGAUGGCUAAGAAAUCAUUAGAGGGGAAAACGGUGUUAAUUGUUGGAGCAGAUGUUUCCCUGGAGGCCUCGCUGCAGUGUCUGCUCCAGAAGAAAGGGGCAGUGUCCUUGGUCAGCUCCUGGCAGUCGCAGCAGCUGCAGAACAAGCUUGGUGCUGCAGAGAUAGUGGUUAUUGUAAGUGCAAAACCUCCGAAGAUUCCCAGUGACUGGAUAAAGCCAGGAACUAUUGUUGUCUUUGCAGAUGGUUCCGAACUGAGCAGUGCUGGAUUAAAUGGCCAAGCUGUAGGACCAGUGGCAGCUGCCCUGAGGCUGAAGAAUUUAGCAGAAAGCAGUAAGAGAUGGUUUGAUGCUCAGAAGUACAAAGCGUGGCAUCUUCAUUGCUUAAAGUUGCAGCCUCUGUCCCCUGUACCCAGCGAUAUUGAGAUUUCCCGAGGACAGAAUCCAAAAUCCAUUGACAUGCUUGCCAAGGAGAUAGGAUUGCUUACAGAUGAACUUGAAAUGUAUGGCUACACGAAAGCCAAAGUACGUCUGUCUCUUCUGGAGAGGUUAAAAGAGCAGCCAAAUGGAAAAUAUGUCUUAGUUGCUGGUAUAACACCGACACCUCUUGGGGAAGGCAAAAGUACAGUUACCAUUGGGCUGGUGCAGGCCCUGACUGCUCAUAAAAACAUCAAUUCCUUUGCGUGUCUGAGACAGCCUUCACAAGGACCCACAUUUGGCGUCAAAGGUGGAGCAGCAGGGGGUGGAUAUGCUCAAGUUAUUCCAAUGGAAGAGUUUAACUUGCACUUAACUGGAGACAUCCACGCAAUCACGGCUGCCAAUAAUCUGCUGGCGGCUGCCAUAGAUGCAAGAAUCCUGCAUGAGAGCACUCAGUCAGACAAGGCUUUAUACAGUCGUCUUGUUCCAUCCGUUAACGGAGUGAGGACGUUUUCUCCAAUUCAGAUUGCUCGGUUGAAGAGAAUAGGAAUUGAGAAGACUGACCCUGGAUCAUUGACUACAGAAGAGAUCAGCAGAUUUGUGCGCCUGGACAUUGACCCUGCUACAAUAACUUGGCAGAGAGUGAUGGACACAAAUGAUCGAUUUCUUAGGAAAAUCACUAUUGGACAAGCAAACACUGAGAAGGGCUGUGAACGUCAGGCCCAGUUUGAUAUUGCGGUGGCAAGUGAGAUCAUGGCUAUACUCGCCUUAACCAACAACCUGCGUGAUAUGAAGGAAAGAUUCGGAAGGAUGGUGGUAGCCAGUGACAAGCGUGGACAGCCAGUGACAGCAGAAGACCUGGGCAUUACAGGUGCUUUAGCUGUUCUGAUGAAGGAUGCCAUAAAGCCAACGCUGAUGCAAACAUUGGAGGGAACUCCAGUUUUUGUCCAUGCUGGACCUUUUGCUAACAUUGCACAUGGCAGCUCUUCUGUGCUGGCAGAUAAAAUUGCAUUGAAGCUAGUGGGUGAAGAUGGAUUUGUUGUGACAGAAGCUGGUUUUGGAGCAGACAUUGGUAUGGAGAAGUUUUUCAACAUUAAGUGCAGAUACUCUGGCUUGGUUCCCAAUGUGGUUGUGCUUGUUGCUACCAUUAGAGCUUUGAAGAUGCAUGGAGGAGGACCCAAUGUUACCGCUGGGGCGCCUCUCGCAAAGGAGUACAUAGAAGAGAAUCUCCAGCUUGUUCAGGACGGGUGCUGCAAUUUACAGAAGCAAAUCCAGAUUGCUCAACAGUUUGGUGUUCCAGUUGUGGUCGCUUUAAAUAUUUUCAAAACUGAUACUAAAGCAGAAGUUGACCUAGUCUGUAAAAUUGCUAAGGAUUCUGGAGCUUUUGAUGCCGUUCCAUGUAAUCACUGGUCAUUUGGUGGCAAAGGAGCUCUGGAACUAGCUGAUGCUGUGAAACAAGCUGCAAACCAAGAUACUGCCUUCAGAUUUCUCUAUGACUUGGAGCUCCCCAUUGCAGAAAAGAUCAGAACCAUAGCUCAGAAGGUGUAUGGUGCUGCUGAUAUAGAACUGUCUCCAAAAGCUCAGUCAAAAGUUGACAUCUACACACAACAGGGUUUUAAUAAACUUCCAAUCUGCAUGGCCAAGACACAUCUGUCUUUAUCACAUCAGGCUGAUAAGAAAGGCGUACCCACAGGCUUCAUUCUACCUAUAAGUGAUGUCCGAGCCAGCAUUGGUGCUGGAUUCAUCUAUCCACUCGUGGGAACUAUGAGCACCAUGCCAGGAUUACCCACAAGACCUUGUUUCUACGACAUCGAUCUUGAUCCAGACACAGAGGAAGUAAAAGGAUUGUUUUAAAGAAGCCACAGAAUUCCUCAUUGCCUCCGCUCGGUGUGAAUCCCAAGAAUUCUUACUGCUUGAUUUUCACUCUGCCAACUGGACCCUUUGAGAAUCUAGUCUUCUCUAAGUAAAUGUGGAAUGUCUGGGACAGAAGGGCGACUGGUCUGUAUGUGCGGUGCUACGUAUCCUGAUUGCCUCUGGGGUGAAGGACAUUGAUGCCAUACUUCAUUUUAGUGGAUGAUGAAUUUAACAUAUGGGGGAUUCUACCUCCCAGAUGUGUGUAAAAACCUGUUAUAUGAAUCUGAAGUGAAAUAAUCUGACAUGGUAGAACUAUGUGGAUUUCUUCUAUUACAGCAGUAGCUUUAGGGUACGGCUGCACAGCGAAACUAGUCCCAGCCAGGAUCUCAGAGUAGCGGUGAUCCAAUAGAAAUUAAUGGUAUUGCAACAUGAUCCCAUUCAUUUCUAUGGGAUCACCGCUACUCUGUGCUUAUGGUUGCGACCAGUGUCUCUGUGCAGCCGUACCCUUAAUCUUUGUACUGUCAAUGUGACAUGUUAUAUCAUGCAUUACCAACUAAGCGUCAGUCUACUUGUUUAUGACACUUCCAGCAUCACCAAAGAGAUGUGAAUUUAUAUUUCAGGACAUAAUGUUGAGAAUGAAGUAGUUAUUGUGAUUUAUUUUUUCCCAGAAACAGUGGCACUCUUAUCUGUAGGCUGUCGGUCGUAUUGCCAAACAAGGCCCAUAGACGGGAGUUGUGUGGUUUUUGUAGAACAAAAAUCUAAAAAAUCAGCAAAAUCAGAGGAAUGUUGACACUGCCCAGACCAUCUUGCACCCUCUUCCCUAUUUCUGCAGCUCCACCCGAGGUAUCGGGGUUGAGCCGCAGUCACAGCUGGUCAAGGCCAUGAGAUUCAUGGAGCACUGCUACACAGGCGCUGCAGAGCACCAGUCACUUUUUUUUUUUUUAUACUAAAAGCAUGGGUCAGACUGCAGUGAACCACAACUUGAUGGUUAUUCAGUCACUGAUGUCAUAUCCCAGAAAACACAUUUCAAAGAGAUUUUUUCACUCAAUUAUGAUACGUGAAGGACAUGUUGGUUAGAGUAAUGUUUUUGUUAAAGGGUUUGUGCAUUGGCACCAUAUUGAUGACCUACCCUCAGGAUAGAUUAGCAAUAUCAGUCUGGCGGGAGGUUGACUCUCGGCAUCCCCGCCGAUCAGCUUUGAAGGGGUCAUGGCACUCUUGCAGGCGCUACCUACUCUUUAUAGCUUACCUAGAUGUAGACUCCUUUGUAGCAACGGUGCAGUUCAAGUCAAUGGGACGAGCAGUUGUAAUUACACUGCGCCGCCGCUGCAAACACAGCACACAGGUGAACUUUGACCUCUUGUCGGAGCACUGCAACCCCCCCAUCGGCAGGGGUGUCUGGAGACAGACUUCUGCUGAUCUGAUAUCGCUAUCCUAUGCUGAGGGUAGGUGAUCAAUAUUAUGAAACUGCACAACACCUUUUAGUAUUUGUUUGUUUUAUUUACCCAAAUAUUGGCAUUUCUUUCUAUACAGUUGUACUGCCAUUUUGUUAACUUUUUUUUUUUAAAGCUUUAAGUUUUGCUCGUGACUAUUAGUGUUAUUGAUAGAAUACACUGACAAAAUUUAAAGUUUUUUAGGAACUGUAUUCAAAGUUUAGAUCCACAGUCAUGUUGGAUCUUGUUACUUUAAAAAAAAAUGGCUGCCACUACUGAAUAGGACAAUGGCAUUAUUUCUAAAUAAAACAUACUCUUAUAUACUGAUCUAUGGCUAAUUAGAUUUUAGAAUAAAAAGUACACGUUCAUGUCUGCAUAUUCACCAGCGUGCUUAUCAUAAUUAAGCUUUUCUUGUUUGCAAAUAUGUCUGUCCAUUUCUUGAUCCUCGGUAACUUGACUGAAUAUUGAUCAUCAUAUGAUUCAUGCCCUUUGAUAUUCAACAGAAAUUGUAUUUUCAUAAGCUUAAAUAUAUAAUGGCUAUAAAAUUUAUGAGCAGAUGUUUUCUUUUUUCAUUUCUCUGCAUAAGGCUACAUGCACAGUUUUUCAUGGCCAUCUUUCAACCAUUUUUGCAGUUCUGCAUCCAUUUUUCAUGACUAUUAAAAAUGGAGGAAUUUCAUUGACUUUUUUAUUUUUAAAUAAAAUCCCAACCCCUGCAGUAUACUUGUUGUCCCCCAUAGUGGCUCCAUCAGUAAUUAGGUCCCCCAUAGUGGCUCCCGCAGUAAUAAUGUCUUCCAUAGUGGUCCAUAAUGUUCCUAUCCUCAUAGUGGUUCUUAGCUGUAAGUUUUUUGUUUUUUAGCACGCACAGAAAUGGUUCCAUCUUUUGAAUGUGAAGGACCUGCGCGAAGCAUGACUUCAAUGCGCGCACCCAGCAUGGUCACAUAAUGACGUCAUAACGCUGAGCACGGUUGCUUCACAAUCAAGAGAGAAGCAACUGCCUCUGCAAGUGGAUGAGUCACGACCAUUACAUUAUAUUAUAAAACACAACCAUUUUCAAAUCUGAUAGAGGGUCCAUUGACAGACACCAUGAUUGAAACCUGACAGACCCCAUUAUAAUCAAAGGGGGCUGUUGGUAUCAGAUGUGACACAAACCUAGCACUAUUAUUAUUCACUGGAAUUAAAAACUCAAAUGUGAACAAAGCCUUACAUUUGCUUGUAUCUUUAAUAUGUGCAGUUUUAUUGUAACCUAGAUUUGCUACCAAAGAGAAAUCGGUUAUAUAUUAUAUAUUACAUAUUCUCAGAAUAAUAAAUGGGUUUCAGCAUCAAAAAUA
Bufo gargarizans (Asiatic toad) is the source of this 5649-nucleotide messenger RNA. RefSeq names its product methylenetetrahydrofolate dehydrogenase (NADP+ dependent) 1 like (gene MTHFD1L). Bases 87 to 2891 code for a protein of 934 amino acids. The transcript is spliced from 28 exons. Gene Ontology annotation, cellular component: cytosol. Gene Ontology annotation, molecular function: methenyltetrahydrofolate cyclohydrolase activity; formate-tetrahydrofolate ligase activity; ATP binding. The record is from RefSeq and is a predicted model, not a curated record. Lineage: Eukaryota; Metazoa; Chordata; Amphibia; Anura; Bufonidae. Gene Ontology annotation, biological process: tetrahydrofolate interconversion.